AAAAAUUUACCCUAUGGUAUUGGAAAGCUGAGAAACCUCCGAAUCUUAGAUGCUUCAGGCUGCUAUAAACUGGGAGGGAAAAUGUCAGAAACAGAAAGCAUCCGUAGUCUUUCUUCCCUACCACGCCCUCAUUUUCAUGGUUACCGAAGGCUCCAAUUGCUACUGGAGCUUCCUUCUAGCUUAACAUGUUUGAGCAUCACCUGUCAAAGUCGCAGAUUGCCUUCACUUUCCCACCUAAACCAUCUCAAGGAACUACGACUUCUUGACUGUGAAUAUCUCGAGUGCAUCUGGGAACUUCAAUCGACGCUAUUGCAACAUUCAGAAUGCUCCCAACAGACAGAUGUUGAAGAAUCAGAAUUACAAAAAUCCCCUUACGAUCCCUUCAAGUUGGAAAUCUUAGAAAUACGUGGCUGCAAAUUUAUGAAAACACUGGAUGUUUCCCAAUCAAACCAUCUGAGGACAUUAUCAGCCGAGGGUUGCGAUAAUAUACUUGAAGUUCGAGGUCUUGACAAAUUGAAAUAUUUGGAAAGCUUGGGCAUCACAGGGUGUACUUCAAUCAAAAAGCUGGACCUUCCAAAUUCUGAAGGCAUGAAAAAAAUACAUGCUGAAGAUUGUGAAAACUUAGUAAAAAUUAAAGGUCUUGAUAGGCUGAAAUUCUUGAAAGUGUUAUAUAUUUCUAAGUGUCCGUCAAUCGAAAGGCUGAAGCUUUCAAAUUCUGAGGGCAUGAAGAAAUUACAAGCUGAAUAUUGCAAAAAUUUAGUGGAAAUUCAAGGCCUCGAUAAGUUGGAGUUCUUAGAAGAGUUACAUAUCUCUCGUUGUGCUUCAAUUGAAUUGCUGUACCUUCCAGUAUCCAAGGGUCUGAAGAUAUUAAAUGUUAAAAAUUGUGAAAAGUUAAUCGAAAUUCAAGGGGUUGAUGGAUUGGAGUUCUUGAAAAUGCUAUGUAUCUUUGGGUGCACUUCAAUUGAACGGCUGAACCUUCCAAAAUCUGAAGGCCUGAAGAUAUUAAAUGCUAAAAAUUGUGAGAACUUGGUCGAAAUUCAAGGUUUCGAUAGGAUUGAGUUCUUGGAAGAGCUAUAUAUCUCUCGGUGCGCUUCAAUUGAAAGGGUAGACCUUUCAAAAUCCAAAGGCAUAAAGAAAUUGCAUGCUGAAUAUUGCAGAAAGUUAGUCGAAAUUCGAGGCCUUGAUUUGUUGGAGUCCUUGGAAGAUUUAAAUAUCUUUCAAUGCGCUUCAAUUGGAAGGCUUGGACUUCCAAAAUCUGAGGGCAUGAAGAAACUGCAUGCUGAAUAUUGCGAAAACCUGGUCGAAAUUCAAGGCCUUGAUAGGUUGGAGUUCUUGGAAGAACUAUAUAUUUCUCAAUGCACUUCAAUUGAAAUGUUGAACCUUCCAAAAUCUAAGGGUCUAAAAAUAUUAGAUGCUGAAAAUUGCAAAAACUUAGUCGAAAUUCAAGGCCUUGAUAGAUUGGAGUUCUUUAAAAAGCUGUGUAUUUCUGGGUGCACUUCAAUUGAAAGGCUAGACCUUCCAAAAUCCAAGAGCAUGAUGACAUUAUUUGCUAAAAAUUGUGAAGAUUUAGUCGAAAUUCAAGGUCUUGAUAGGUUGGAGUUCUUGGAACUCCUAUAUAUAUCUCGGUGUGCUUCACUUGAAAGGUUGGACCUUGCGAAAUCCAAGGGCUUGAGGAAAUUAGUUGUUAAAAAUUGCAGAAACUUAGUCGAAAUUCAGGGCCUUGAUAGGAUGAAGUUCUUGGAAGAGCUAUAUAUCUUUGAGUGCGCUUCUAUUGAAAGGCUAGAUCUUCCAAAAUUUGAGGGCCUACCUGAAAAUUGGGAAGAGUUAGUUGAAAUUCACCACCUUGGGAAAUUGGAGUUGUUGAAGGGGUUGUUGAAGGGGUUGUUGCCUUCCCAUAGUCAUCCACUGCUGGCCCCUCUAAAAUUCGAGGGCAUGAAGACAUUAUGUGCUAAAAAUUGCAAAAGCCUAGUCAAAAUUCAAGGCCUCGAUAAGUUGGAGUUCUUGGAACUGCUAUAUAUAUCUCAAUGUGCCUCAAUCGAAAGGCUUGACCUUCCAAAAUUUGAGCAGUUGAAGAUAUUAAAUGCUGAAGAUUGUGAAAACUUAGUCGAAAUUCAAGGCAUUGAUAGGUUGAAAUUCUUGGAAGGGCUGUAUAUCUCGGGUGUGCUUCAAUUAAACGACGGACCUUCCAAAUUCCGAGAGUCUUGAGAUAUUAUAUGCUCAAAAUUGCAAAAACUUGGUCCAAAUUCAAGGCCUUGAUAGGUUGAAGUUCUUAAAAGAGCUAGAUAUCUCUCGGUGUGCUUCAAUUGAAAGGUUGGAUCUUUCAAAAUCUGAGUGUCUAAAGAUAUUAAAUGUUGGAUAUUGCAAAAACUUAGUCAAAAUUCAAGGCCUCAACAGGUUGGAGCUUUUGAAAGAGCUAUAUAUCUUUGGUUGCGCUUCAAUCAAAAAGCUGGACCUUUCAAAAUCCAAGGGUCUGAAUAUAUUAGAUGCUCAAUAUUGCGAAAAUUUAGUUGAAAUUCAAGAUCUUGAUGGAUUGGAGUUCUUAGAAGUGUUGAAUAUCUCUGGGUGUGCUUCAAUUGAAAGGCUGGACCUUCCAAAGUCUGAGGGCAUGAAGAAAUUAUUUGUUGAAAAUUGCAAAAACUUAGUUGAAAUUCGAGGCCUUGAUAGGUUGGAGUUCUUAGAAGUGUUGAAUAUCUCUGGGUGUAUUUCAAUUGAAAGGCUGGACCUUCCGAAGUCUGAAUGCAUGAAGAAAUUAUUUGUUGAAAAUUGGGAAAACUUAGUUGAAAUUCGAGGCCUCGAUAGGUUGGAGUUCUUAGAAGUGUUGAAUAUCUCUGGGUGUACUUCAAUGGAAAGGCUGGACCUUCCGAAGUCUGAGGGCAUGAAGAAAUUAUUUGUUGAAAAUUGCGAAAACUUAGUUGAAAUUCGAGGCCUCGAUAGGUUGGAGUUCUUAGAAGUGUUGAAUAUCUCUGGGUGUACUUCAAUUGAAAGGCUGGACCUUCCGAAGUCUGAGGGCAUGAAGAAAUUAUUUGUUGAAAAUUGCGAAAACUUAGUUGAAAUUCGAGGCCUUGAUAGGUUGGAGUUCUUGGAAGUGCUAUAUAUCUCUCAGUGUGCUUCAAUUCUAAGGGUGGACCUUCCAAAAUCUGAGGGCAUGAAGAAAUUAUUUGCACAAUUUUGCAAAAAGUUAGUCAAAAUUCAAGGCUUUGAUGGGUUGGAGUUAUUGGAAGUGUUGAAUAUUUCUCAGUGCUCUUCGAUAGAAAGGCUAGAUCUUCCAAAACUCAAAGGUUUGAAGAAAUUAUACGCUCAAAAUUGCAAAAACUUAGUUGAAAUUCAAGGUCUUGAUAGGUUAGUGUUCUUGGAAGUGCUGAAUAUCUCUGGUUGCAUUUCAAUUAGAAGGCUGAACCUCCCAAAAUCUGAGGGUUUGAAGAUAUUAGGUGCUAAAAAUUGCGAAAACUUAGUCGAAAUACAAGGUCUAGCCAGGUUGGAGUUCUUGAAAGUGGUGAAUAUCUCUGGGUGCACUUCAAUUAAAAGGCUUGACCUUCCAAAAUCAGAGGGUAUGAAGAUAUUAGCUGCUCAAUAUUGCAAAAGCUUAGUCGAAAUUCAAGGCCUGAAUGGGUUAGAGUUCUUGGAAGUGCUCAAUAUCUCUGGGUGCACUUUGUUUGGAAGGUUACCAGAUUUAUGUUGCUUUGACACCUUGCAAAAGUUUGCAAUCAACUGCAAUGACAAGCUUUAUGACAUUCAGAGCCUGGAGAGAUUCUCAUCUUGCACAAGUUUAUGGAUUGAAGAUUGCAAGACCUUAGCAAAAUUCCCAAACUUGUCAAAUUUUUGUAAGUUACGGAAAUUGUUCCUGUCUAAUUGUCAUGAACUUCGGGAGAUCCCAGGGCUUGAGGAGUUGACAUCUCUAAAACAUAUUGCUAUCUCAGGAUGUUCUUCGAUUGAGAUCUUACCAGAUUUGUCAUUGUGUACCAACUUGAUCAGUCUGGUAGUGCAAAAUUGUGAAAAGUUGACUGAGCUUCGAGGGCUCCAGAAUUUGGACCACUUAGUGGAACUGGACAUUUCUGGAUGCAUCUCACUCAAAACAAUACCGGAAUUAUCUGGAACGCAACUUUAUCGAAAUUAUGAGAAAAUGCCAUUUGCCUCGGUUGUGUAACAAUAGAACUUGGAGAAAGCGACUGGGAUGAGUCAGAAUAGUUCAGAUGAUCCACAUUUCCUAACAAAGGUACAUAAAGCAGGAAUCUGUGGGAGAUGUUUGUGGAAGUUUAUGUGUACCUUGGCAAAAUGUUUCUGCUGGUCAUGCCAGUCAUGGAAAUAGAUCAGUAGGCCUUCAAAGUGCAUUAUUUGCCAAUAGUCUUCAGAAUGUCAAAGGUAAUCGUACAGGUCAAGAAUUGCUAAAUGAAGGACCCUUCAUGGAGAUCCUUCUGAUAUGAGGUUUUUGUUUGCUCUGCGCUCACCAUGCAUUUCAGGACUGCAUGUUUCUAAGGAUAUGGUUAUUAUUGUGCUGGCUGUGAAGUAAACACUGAAAUAUCGAAAAGAGUUUCUGAAGGGCACUUCUAAAAGGAAACGAAGUCAUCAAAGGAUCAGAAGCUUAAUUUAUUGGACUUGUCCUAAUUGCUGACAAUGAACCCUUGGAUCUGUAAAGGAUGUUUGCAUAUUGUUAUCCCACAUGGCCCUGAUUAUGUUCAACAGAGGCAUGGCAGAGCUAAAACUGUCAGUUAACUUAAGAGGUUUCUGUAAUACUGAAAUUUGGAUGAUUGUAUUUCAAUUUGUUAUCAUAAUUGGCACCUGCAAGGUGGUCUUUUGGAGUUUUUAUUUGAAGAGAGUUGUUUGUGAGUCAGGGUUGGAUCUUCAUGCUACAGUGGAAGCUAUUUGAAGUCUGCCUGCUGAACUUUGUUGGGCUAAUAAAGAACUUGGAGUUUCUUACUUUGGGAAGCUACUGUCUUAAAAUUGAUGUAUCCACCGGGGUUGGAAGUCUCAGAAUCAAAAUUUUGCGAUGUUGAGAUCU
Molecule: messenger RNA, 4996 nt
Organism: Eucalyptus grandis
Lineage: Eukaryota; Viridiplantae; Streptophyta; Magnoliopsida; Myrtales; Myrtaceae
Product: putative adenylate cyclase regulatory protein
Exons: 4
Coding region: 82-2205 (707 amino acids)
Source: RefSeq, a predicted model, not a curated record